UUUUUUUUUUAAUCAUCCCUUCUUCUCACUCCCAUGCUGCUUUCGAGCACAAAAGUGUCAAGAGGAUGGAGAAAAAGCAGACUUGGGGAAACCCCAAACCCCACUUCCGAUUAGGGAGCAAAAGUUUUCACAGGCAGCAAUGAUUUCCACGCAGGGCAGCUCCUUUUCAGCGAAGAGUGCGCAGAGCGCUUGUUCCUAGCACCUUGGCAACGAGAUUUUAGUCCCAACAAUCUCCACACGCUCUCCUUCUACUCAUUCCGCUGCGACCCCUCUGGCUUCACCCCCUCUACAGCUCUCCGCCACUGUCGUUUGGGAAGCAGGGCGCGGAUUUCGCUUCCGGCAGCGGCUCCCACAGCCGGCACUGCUUGGGCGCGAGUUGAUGACGUCGGCGUUGCGUCUCAGCGAGCCGCGCCGUUGAAGAGCGGUCUCUUCGAAGAACGCAAAACGGGAUCGAGGCUAUUUCUCCCUCCCGUCUUGUCUCGAAGAAGUGGAGGAAAGCGUGGGAAACGUGGAAGGGCGGUAGUCCCGCUCCGAGGCUUCUUGCUACGCUGAUGACCGCUUCGCCCGCUGAAUAAACGUCACUCUUGCGCGUCGGAAGGCACUCGGCUAAAGGAGGUGGGACGCAGAAAUGGCGGCAGCGAAGAAGAGCGUCCUUUCUUCGUUGGCUGUUUAUGCUGAGGAUUCCGAGCCAGAAUCGGAUAGUGAAGCCGGCGGAGCAGGGAGCGAACGAGGACCAGGACCAGAAGAGAAAGGAGGCCUGGUGUCAGAAGCUUAUGGAGAAGAUGAUUUCAGUAAGAUGGAGGGAGAGGAGGAUGGGUAUGAUGAAGAUGAUGAUGAAAACAGUAGACAGUCGGAAGAUGACGAUUCAGAGACUGAAAAACCUGAGACUGAUGACCUAAAGGACUUUUCAGAAGUAGAGAAAAGAGAUCCUCAGGAGCUAGUUGCAUCCUUCUCGGAGCGAGUGCGAAACAUGUCUCCCGAUGAGAUCAAAAUCCCUCCUGAACCCCCUGGAAGAUGUUCCAACCACUUACAGGACAAGAUUCAAAAACUGUACGAGAGGAAGAUAAAAGAAGGCAUGGACAUGAACUACAUCAUCCAAAGGAAAAAAGAAUUUCGCAACCCCAGUAUCUACGAGAAGCUGAUCCAGUUUUGUGCAAUUGAUGAACUUGGCACAAAUUAUCCCAAGGACAUGUUCGAUCCUCACGGGUGGUCUGAAGAUUCUUAUUACGAGGCACUAGCAAAAGCACAGAAAAUUGAAAUGGACAAGUUGGAAAAAGCCAAGAAGGAGCGAACAAAGAUUGAGUUUGUGACUGGUACUAAGAAGGGGACGACAAAUGUUCCAUCCACGACAACAACAACAGCCAGCACUGCAGGUGGAGAUGCCCAGAAGAGGAAAAGCAAGUGGGAUUCUGCCAUUCCUGUGACGACAAUAGCUCAGCCCACCAUUCUUACUACCACUGCAACACUGCCAGCUGUUGUCACGGUGACCACAAGCGCAAGCGGCUCCAAAACAACAGUGAUCUCUGCAGUCGGCACCAUAGUGAAAAAGGCGAAGCAAUGACAAGUGCCAGUGAAAAGCUUCCUGGAAUCUUUUUCAGACUGCCGAAAGCACCACCUUGGGAAGCAAAGGAAGGAUACCGUUCUCCUCCUGGAGUGAAAAGACAAUUUUGAAAUGGACAUGCCAUUCUCGAAUGAGAAGGGAUUCAUAGCUGCCUCUGCAGUUGUACAUAUUCGUUAGUGAGGCUCGUCGUCUUUGUCGAUAGAGAACUUCUGUACCGUAUUGCGUGAAAUGCAAUGUCAGCAUGUAAAUACGAACUUAAUAAGUGCUUAUAACAGAAUCCUUAAAUUCUGUGAAAUUAGAGCUUUAAAGAGAAACGUGGGUAUCAGCUAUACUGAAAUCAAUCAGUUGCAUCCCAUACCGUUUAUUAGUGAGUUAACGUCAGCUAACUGAACAUCUCGAGCUCUUUGCCUCCAGGAAAUUAUAGGCAAGAAUGACUUCCUUGAGCAAAACCAUUAGUAAUGUAAUACAGAGAUUUGUUUUCAUGCAGAUUAUUAUAGCGAUAUACACAGUCGUCCCUGGGUAAACUAAUUUUGUUCUGCUUUCAGAGAUCAGGCAAUUUGAAAGCUUUGAAGUUUGAGACAUCGGACAGUGCAAAUCAAUACCGAAGAUUGUGUCUAGGUUUUAGGAAUCAUUGUGCAGAUCCUAGCUCUGCUGGCGGGUGGGCUGUUAUGAAAGAAGUCGAGUUUCCACACUGAGUACAGUUUUUUUGAGGGGGGGGGUGGACUCUGCACUUUCAGUGUUGGUAUGCAGUAAUGCAGUUUGUUUCCCGUGUCGCGACAAAGAUGCUAUCAAUUUAUAUUUAUAUAAACUUUUCUUACUUGUGUAAGUUCUACACCCCUUGGAUUAUAAAAUCAGAACUUUUAAA
Molecule: messenger RNA, 2426 nt
Organism: Heteronotia binoei (common prickly gecko)
Lineage: Eukaryota; Metazoa; Chordata; Lepidosauria; Squamata; Gekkonidae
Gene: SAP30BP
Product: SAP30 binding protein
Exons: 11
Coding region: 629-1561 (310 amino acids)
Biological process (GO): regulation of DNA-templated transcription
Cellular component (GO): nucleus
Source: RefSeq, a predicted model, not a curated record